This is a messenger RNA of Hirsutella rhossiliensis, 1704 nucleotides long. Its product is annotated as coA-transferase family III domain-containing protein. The transcript is spliced from 3 exons. The record is from RefSeq and is a predicted model, not a curated record. Bases 1 to 1704 code for a protein of 567 amino acids. Gene Ontology annotation, molecular function: catalytic activity. Lineage: Eukaryota; Fungi; Ascomycota; Sordariomycetes; Hypocreales; Ophiocordycipitaceae.
AUGGCAAAGCACAGCACCGUCAAGGGCACCUAUGGCCCGGGCACCUUUACCGACGCCGCCUAUACGCCCCUGCCCGCCGAAUGCCGGCGGUUGCUCAAGUACUUUGCCGAGUCCACCCCGGGAUUCACCACGGACGAUGCCGCCCUGUCCAGCGUCGAGUUCCACGGUGGAGACCUUCCCAUCAUACCGGGCCCGCUGAAAUCCCAGGCCAUGUCCGCCGUCUGCCAGGCAAUGAUUGGAAUCGUGGGCAAGGAGAUCUGCAGCUUGAGGGGCUUUGACACGGGAAACAUCUCCGUCGAUGUCGACAAGUCGGGCCUGUACCCGGCAACGCCUGCCUUGGUGUCGGUUGACGGCAAGGGCUUGGCCGACAUGGAAAAGGACGGCACCUUGCUCAAGGUCGGCAAGGACCUGGACAAGGGUGUUCUGACCAAGAACGACAUGCAUUACCGGUCCUGGUCCAUCUACCCAACCAAAGACCCUCAUGUCUGGUACCAGAUCAUGGGAAACCUCCACCCUGCCGACUUCCUUAGAGCAUAUGGACUGGACCCCACGGCCAAGACGUCGUCUCGGGAGGAGGCCUACAACAUCAUCAAGGCAGAGAUGGUGAAAUACUCGGCCGCCGAGCUUGAGCAGAAGAACAUGGAACACGGCUUUUGCGGCCAGACUUGCUACACGCCCGAGCAGUGGAGACAAACCACCAUGGGCCAGCGUCUUGCCGGACACCCUGUCGUCAACUACAGCCGGAAGAGCGAGACUCCAGACCUCCCGCCGGUUCCGUUUCCCAAGUCGGAUGACAAGCGCCCGCUGGCGGGGAUCAAGGUGAUUGAGCUCGCCAGAGUCAUUGCCGGCCCGGCCAUGGGCGCGGCGCUCGCCGCACUGGGUGCCGACGUCAUCAAGGUGCAGUGCCCAGACUUGCCGGAUCUUCAACCCUUGAGCGCCUCCCUGACUGCUGGCAAACGCACGUACGGGCUUGACCUCUCCAAGGAAGCCGAUAGGGAGGAGCUGCACAGCCUGAUGGCAGACGCCGAUGUCAUCAUCCAAGCCUUCCGCCUGCGUUCACUCGAGCGGAAGGGGUUUGGUCUUGACGACCUGCUCGCAAAGGCCAACAAGCGAGGCAAGGGCAUUGUCUACAUCGACCUGAACUGCUACGGGCCCGACGGCUACUACGCCGAGCGACCUGGCUUUCAGCAGAUUGCCGAUGCAGCCUCGGGCUGCUCCUACGUCUGCGGCAAGGCCUACGGAUUCGACGAGGGCGUCAGCGUCCUGCCCUCGCUGCCCAUUGCAGACAUGCUGUCCGGCGCCGUCGGGGUCAUCGACACGAUGCUCGCACUGCGAGACCGCGCCAAGUUUGGCGGCUCGUAUCACGCGACCGUUGCCCUCACCUCAGUCGACGCUGUGCAGCUGGAGGAAGACGUCGGUCUCUACCCCCCCGAAAUCGUCAAGAAGAUCCAGGACAAGUACAAGUUCGCGCCAAUGACGCCUGAUCUUCACGUCGAGGAGCUUCUCUUCAUCCUGGGAGAGUCCUGGAUGAAGAAUUCAGAUCUGCUAGGCCGGGACGGAUACAUGGCCAGCUUCAGCUCCCCGUGGGGCAAGAAUCAUUCCAUCCUGGCGCCCAUCGUCAAGUACGAGAACGACGCGGCGAGCCCGCACUGGAAUCAUGGCCCUGUGCCUUACUGCUCCAGCAAAUCCGUGGCCUGGGCAUAA